AUGACCUCCAGUGAAGAUGAAGUAGGCUGGGUGAUAUGGCAAGGCCCCAACCCCUUAUCCCUACCUCCGGGAGAAGACGACCUCAUAGUCUUUGGAAAAUCUUUGGAGGAACAUGAAGAGCGACUGCUCAAAGUUUUGGAUCGUCUCGCUGAAGUGGGGCUGAAGAUCUCCUUGGAUAAAUGCCAGUUCUGCCAGCCAGAAGUGAAAUACUUGGGGCAUAUCGUGUCUGCUCAAGGUGUCUCCCCUGAUCCCCAGAAGAUUGUAGGCUGUCACUUCCUGAACGCGGGAAACCAAAAGAUCUAA
This is a messenger RNA of Knipowitschia caucasica, 303 nucleotides long. The record is from the annotation of a GenBank genome assembly. Lineage: Eukaryota; Metazoa; Chordata; Actinopteri; Gobiiformes; Gobiidae.